Porites evermanni is the source of this 2581-nucleotide messenger RNA. NCBI's taxonomy places the organism in Eukaryota, Metazoa, Cnidaria, Anthozoa, Scleractinia, Poritidae. The record is from the annotation of a GenBank genome assembly.
CUCUCANUUAGGACGGACACGCACCGUUCAACAACUGUAAGCUCCACAGAUGAUCACGUACUCAAUGGAUGCAUCAUUUACAAACAGCGCACCUAUGACUUCCUGUCAUGCGCACAAUCAUGUUUGGCACACCCAAACUGUAUGUCUUUUAAUUACGAAAACAUCGAAAAUGGAGUUUGUGAGUUGAACAGAGAUGCAACGGAUGGCAGCAUUCUAGUGGCUCUCACUACUCGAAUAGGAUAUACCUUUGGACAGUUUUUGAACAUAACUGUAAGUAUUGAUCGUUUAUUAUGUCAUUUAAAUUGCAAUCAUCGUGAUAGUGGCUUCUUGCCUUUGACAAUUCAAUUAAACGAUAGAAUGAGCUCCCCCGGGAACAUCUUUGAAAUAGAGGACAAUUUUAAAUUGAAGGUCGCUUUAUUAAACACCUUAUUGAAAUGGGACAGUGGUUUUAACUUGUACUAUAUCUAUUGUUAUUAUUUUAUUUAAAUAAGAAUAUAUAUUGAUAUUUGUGGAUCUUUCCUAUUUAUAAAAUUUAAAAGUUUUUAAUUAUUUUAUACUCACGUUGAUGCGUUGUAGGCUUUAUCAGUUAAUAGGGAAGACCUAGACGAUAUGGUAGAAUGUUAUAAUACAAGUAAAUUAAUUAACCGGCAAAUAGAAAAUGUGAUGAAGAGAUGCCAAACUUCAAGCUAGAUCCAAGGCUAUGUCUUGUUCUUGCUUCUACAGCAGGUUGGACAAAUUUUCCGAUUUCCUAUCGGAGAGAGGAAACUUUAUUUCCUGCCUUUCUAAGACAGUCAGCUAUGUCCCCUCAGGUUGUCCGUAAGGCGCCAGCUAUUAAAACAAUAAUAAUAAAAAAUAAGAUUCAAGCCGCACGGGUGAGGGGGAGGGGAAAGGUGGAUUUUAGUCUCUUGUCACUCGUAAUAUAGAGUGUUUUCACUCACGUGGCCAGCAUGUAUGCAAAUUGAUUGGAACAAAAGAAAGCGUUUGCAUAAGAGAAGAGUUCAACUCCCACAGGACUGGUUUGGGACACCAACAUGGCCGCCGUUUUAUUGUUUUGGAACACCAAUAUGGCCGCCGUGACGUCAUGUGAAAACACUCUAUAUCUGCUGCUGCAUCAUCCGUUUUGUUCCGUCAUUAUAGAGUGUUUUCACUCACGUGGCCAGCAUAAAUGCAAAUUUAUUGGAACAAAAAAAAGCGUUUGCAUUAGAAAAGAGUUCAACUCCCAGAGGACUGGUUUGGGACACCAACAUGGCCGCCGUUUCAUUGUUUCGGGAGACCAACAUGGCCGCCGUGACGUCAUGUGAAAACACUCUAUAGUCUAUUUUUGUAAAUUUUGCUUGAGUUCGUCGUCAGUAAUUGUCAGUCGUUUGCAAGGCCGAUUGCUGCUAAAGCUUCUUUUGCUACAUAGAAUUAAGACAAGAGAAUAGUACGGGGAAUAUGUUAACCUGCGAUCCAUCACUUUAGAUAGCAACUUAUUUGUUCUGCAAAUUGAACUUUAUUUCAAAUUCAUUUUAGGAACCCGUUUUUUCAGCUGAAGGAGGACAAAAAGGUAAGAUAAGAGCACUGAACCUGAAACGUUACUGAGUUAACACACAAGUGAGAAUAACCGUUGGUUAACAACAGCUUUAAGAUGAAUUUAUGGUUACCGCCUGUAAUUAGCUAUUUCUGUUGUUUGGCGAAUUGAUAGGUUAUUUACUCUGUUCACGUCUUUUUGAUUUUUUCAGACCAUAAAUAUGUCUUUACGACACUGGGUGCCAGAGGAGAAACUGGACCGACUGAUAUAUCUGAAUAUGCAGGAACGUCACUGGAAGGAAAAGUUACUUUAAACAACGGAAUCCAAAUUUGGACUGUGCCCGUGACUGGAACUUACGUUAUUGAAGCAUCAGGUGGUUCUGGCGGAAAUGGUACCGACGGAAUACAAUCUUAUCCGCUUCCUUGGACGCUUGGUGGCUUAGGCGCAAAAAUAAUAGGAUCCUUCAAACUUUCACGAGGAACUCAACUGAAAAUCUUGGUUGGACAGGAGGGUAGUACAUCUUCAAACUUUCCUGAUAGGCCAGGGGGAGGGGGUGGUGGAACCUUUGUAACCCUGUCUGAUAACACUCCACUUAUAAUUGCCGGUGGGGGAGGCGGAGGAGGGACAGCAAAAGGCCAAAUUACAGACGGUGACCCAGGUCAGGCGACAGGGAAUGGGACCCAAUGUGGGGGAAAAGGGGGCAAUGGGGGACAAGUCUGCAAUGCUGACACAGGAAACAGUGAUUCUAGUCUAAUGUCUGGAGGGGGAGCAGGGCUUUACGGAAAUGGGACAGCCGGAAACUUGUCAAUUUUAACAGCAGCUUUGAGUUUUGCAAAAGGGGGAAAUGGGGGAGUUUGUCCGGUGUCAAAUGGUGGCUUUGGAGGGGGUGGGUUUGCUAUGAAGCUUGGAGGGGGAGGGGGCGGAUAUUCCGGUGGAGGAGUUAUGGGAACCCAAAAUAAGGGUACCGCUGGGGGAGGAGGGUCAUAUAAUAACGGUGCAAAUCAGCAAAACAUGGCGGGUGUUAAUAAAGGUGAUGGUAAAGUUAUAAUAAGGUUGAAACCUUACGUGUAA